AUGCAACCUUUACUGGUGAUUAUUAAGCAAAAACGACAGGAAAAUCCUCUCCUCAGGGCAGUCAGUUUAGGAUAUAAUCCUGAUGUUAUCGUCAACUUCCUUCGGCCUUAUCAGAUUGGGAUCAGGACGCGAGAGCUUGACAGGUACAGCGUUUACCGAUUACGCCAUUUCACAUUGAACGAAGUCAAGUGGCACGUUUACCCAGAGACAGGGAUCUACACCAUCUUCAAAGGGCAUUCGGUAAUAGAUCUUACAGACUUCAUGAAAUUUCAUCCUGGUGGUAUGGAGAUUCUGCAGAGCGUCGCCGGGAAAGACUGUACACGUGAAUUCAAGCAGUACCAUCGAGUCCCGACGGGUUUCCUUGGUGUCACUACACAUGUCUAUUUCGAAAGGCUGCAAGUUGCGGAUCUUUCAAGGCUGUCAGGUACCGCCUUAAACGGGUUAAGGAGUCUCCUGGCAUCCGAAGAACUUGAAGAAUACUGGGGAAAGAAUGUGACGGCCCAGAUGGACACAGCAAGCCCGCCAAAAAUACUUUGCAGACUGUUUGAUACAAAAUGGCUUGUUGUCGCCAAGGUUGUCGCGCCAAUAGACACACUGCCUUUCAUGGACGAUCAAAUGUUGGCGCGCAUGGACGGCAAAGUUGAGCCCUGGGGCUUCCGUGAAUCCUACGUUUCUGACAGCAAGUACAUAUACAACUUGACUUCAUACCUCAGAUACGGAAAACCUGACGGGUACAAUGAGCUUUUGAAACCUCGUGCCGGAACAACGCUCUCCAACUCACCACAAGACCAAGAACUGAAGCGAAGGCUGUGGUCAGACUUCCAAUAUCGAAUUAUAGCACAGCAUGGUCCGAAUCAAGAUGCUGAUUUCGAUUGGAAAAGGUCCUUCAGGCCGAUCUCCGAAGAUGUGCCUGACUUGGAAGGUGAUGAAACUUCGAAAGUCACACCUGCUAUGUCAUUUGUUCAAGCUGCUGAAAAGGGCAAUGCGAAUCGUGCUUCAGACCAGAUUGUCCAACCAAUCCAGAGCGUGGCCGGCACGAAACGCAAGCAUAAUGGGCAGCUUAAGGUACAGGAAAAGAGCAUCAAGGCUGCUACUACAAGCCGUUUUGCACUGCCAGAACAAGUAGCUGCAGGCGUGAAACGGAAGAGCUCGCCGACUCCGGUACGGCCGUACAAAAAGGUAAUCAAAGAAUCUCGUGGCUCUGCUGGUGGUCCCUCGUCUGGGAUUGAAGGCUCAAGCAGAACAAGUUCAAGGGGAACAGAGAAGCCGAGGCAAGAAUGGGAGUGGAAGGACUUGUACAUGUAUCGGUGA
Messenger RNA from Colletotrichum lupini, 1311 nucleotides. Its product is annotated as cytochrome b5-like Heme/Steroid binding domain-containing protein. NCBI's taxonomy places the organism in Eukaryota, Fungi, Ascomycota, Sordariomycetes, Glomerellales, Glomerellaceae. The transcript has 4 exons. The record is from RefSeq and is a predicted model, not a curated record. Bases 1 to 1311 code for a protein of 436 amino acids. Gene Ontology annotation, molecular function: heme binding.